AUGUUGUAUUACGCUCACUGCGCAUGCGCAAUACCGUUGGCAUUUAUCUUAAUGUCUGUCAAAAAAAGGCGAGACUACAAGCACAUGUUGAAGGCCAUCAAGAACCUCCUUGCUGAUGGUCUCUGCUUGAAAGGCGUUGUCAUUGACUUCGAGCAUGCGUUAUGGCAGGCAGUGGCAAAGGUGUUCCCAGGUGCAUCAGUUCAAGGCUGUGUGUUCCAUUGGACCCAAGCAAUUUGGCGGAAAGUACAAGGGUUGGGCCUGACCACAGCAUACAAUGAGGAUGACUCAACCCAUAAAUACAUUAGACGGUUGAUGGCCUUGCCAUUUUUGGCCCACGAGCAGAUUAGCCAGAUGUUUGAGCAGCUGAAGGCUUUGGCAACCACACCUGUCCUCCAAACCCUGGUCGCGUACAUCAGUGAUACCUGGAUCAAUUCCACAGUUUGGUCUCCGGAGAAUUGGAGCAUAUUCAAAAAAAGUGUUAGAACCAACAAUGAUGUUGAGGGUUGGCACCAUCCUUUAAACCACAACGCAUGGCGUGGAUCCCUGCCCUUCUACUUGCUGGUUGACCUAUUUCAUCGCGAAUCUCCUCUGGUGUCCAUACAGGUUCGUCUAGUUUCUGAAAACAAAUUGAAACGUCAACAACGGCGCAAAUACAGAAACCUACAAGGCAGAAUAUUUGAACAUUGGGACAAAUUCAUUGCUGGUGAAAUGACCAGCAAACAACUGUUGCAUGCUUGUGCCCAUGUCAAUGGCCCUUGCACCCAGUGA
This is a messenger RNA of Dendronephthya gigantea, 768 nucleotides long. RefSeq lists its product as uncharacterized. NCBI's taxonomy places the organism in Eukaryota, Metazoa, Cnidaria, Anthozoa, Malacalcyonacea, Nephtheidae. The record is from RefSeq and is a predicted model, not a curated record. The transcript is spliced from 2 exons. The coding region runs from base 1 to 768 and encodes 255 amino acids.